Molecule: messenger RNA, 4081 nt
Organism: Lacerta agilis (Sand lizard)
Lineage: Eukaryota; Metazoa; Chordata; Lepidosauria; Squamata; Lacertidae
Gene: TDRD12
Product: tudor domain containing 12
Exons: 32
Coding region: 98-4081 (1327 amino acids)
Biological process (GO): germ-line stem cell division; transposable element silencing
Molecular function (GO): metal ion binding
Source: RefSeq, a predicted model, not a curated record
CAGUUUAAAUGCUUAUUCCUUUGUUGUGUUUUUCAGAGGUAUAGAUAAAGCGUGUGAAUCUCUUUGAUGUGAUUGAAAAAGUCAUUGAAGAAAGAAAAUGUUUGAAGUGUUUAUAUUGAAGAUUGAAAAUCCAUGGUGCUUUUGGGGCUACAUAAAAGGAGGUGGAAGUAUUGUAAAAAACGAAAUGGAGUAUAAAGAACUUCAAUCUGAAAUGAAUCUGUUCUAUAAUAAAUUCCACAGAAAUGUGGAUGAUAUCAAGCCAUCUGUAUUGGAAGAGGGCCAGGUUUGUGCUGUUUAUUGUCAGGAAAUGAAAUCCUGGUGCAGAGCUGUUGUUAAAGCAAUCAUAUCAUGUACAGAUUAUUUCCUUGCUGAGUGUUUCCUUGUGGAUUACGCCAGGAGUGUCCCUGUGAAAACAGACCGGAUUUGUGUUGCCUUGGAAUCAUUUAUGAGAUUACCCUACAGAGCAAUGAAAUUUAGACUGUAUGGUACAAAACCGGUCACACUGCGUGUCGACUACUUUAACAACAGUGCCGCGAUAGUCCCUGCUAACCGCUGGGAUAUAGCAGCUAUCCACUACUUCCAAAAUCUCCUGAAUGCAACCACCAUGGUGGAGGCCAAGUUAUGUGCUGUUGAAGAAGACAGUUUUGAUGUUGAUCUCUAUGUCACAAUAAAGGAAGAAAAGAUAUGUGUGAAUGACGAUCUUGUUGCCAAAAAGUUUGCUGUCUAUGAGGCACUGAACAGUACAACAAUUAGUGCUGUGGAAGACCAGAAAAGAGAAACGCCAUUAAGCCUUGAGCCUCUUUCAGAGGAGAUCAAUCCUGCACUUGUUCUGUGGCCAAUGUUGUUGCAAGCCAAGGAAACGAAGGCUUUUGAAACAUGUGCUUCUGCUUCUGAUGACGUUAAAAAAACAACUUGCAAUAAUUUGCAGGAAACUGAUUUAGCCAGUGAAGAAACAGAGUCUGUGAGUGGUUGUAGCAUUUUUCACAAGGGACUGAAAUCGAAGAUUUAUAGGAUGGUGAAGGCUGUAAUGGUGCCAGUUCCUCCUUUAAAACAAGGCAUAACUGUUUCCUUGCAGCCGGAUAUACAAACAGACAGCACCUUAUGUAAGGAAACUACUAAAACACAAGAACUGGAGAAAGAUCUUUAUGAGAAAAAUAUUGGUGUGAAGCUUCUACAAUUUUUAAAUCCUUUGAAAGCUGUUGAUGGACAAGAUGAGACCAAGAAGCUGCAAAUUAAUACCAGUGCAUUCCGUCCUGCUGUCCUUAAUAAAAAAAUGGAACCGUGUUCAUCUCUUGAAACAGCGCCACUGUUUCCAACUCUGAAAAAGGAACUUCUAAGGAAUCACUUCUCAGGACCUAAUCAUGUACAGUCUUAUUCGUGGCCACCAAUAGCUCGCGGAUGUGAUUCAGUUAUUAUCUCUCCUGAAAAAGAUCCACUUCUGUAUCUUCUGCCAAUUAUUACGUUUUUGCAGUCAAGAAGUUGCUAUGUAUCACUGCCAGCUCGGAGUGGUCCAGUUGCAUUAAUCCUGUGCCCAGGACGGAAGAAAGCAGAACUGGUGUUUGAGUCUCUGGAAACUUACAGCCAUUGUUCCAGGCCUAUUCACCCAAUAUUGCUCUUACUGGGAAUGAAUAAGGAAGAAAUACAGAGCACAAGAAUUCCAAGAGGAUGUGAGGUCCUUAUAACAACCCCAUAUACCCUUCUGAGGUUGCUUGAAUAUCACAGCUUACUGUUCCUCAGGCUCUGCCAUCUUGUGUUUGAUGAAAUUGAUGUGUUGUUUGCUGAAGCCAACAUGGAAAUGUUUAGUAUUCUAGAAUAUUACAAAACAUCCUUGAACGUUGAAGAGAAAGAAUCUGCACCUCAGCAGAUAGUAGCUAUUGGAAGGCACUGGAGCAAAAACAUAGAACGCUUAACCAAAGAGUUCAUGAAUGAUCCGUAUGUUGUGAUCACAUCCAUGGAAGAAGCUGCCAUAUAUGGCAAAGUGCAACAGGUGGUGCAGCUUUGCCUUGAGUGUGACCGAAUCUCUACUUUACUUCAAACAUUGGACUUUACUCCUACUAAUAUUCAGAAAACAUUGAUUUUCACCAGUUCCGUAGAAGAAACAGAUAUAAUUUACAAGGCAGUGGAGAGCACUUCAAUAUUUUGUUUGAAAAUGCACCCAGACAUUGGAUUUCAUUUUGAUUAUGUUUUAGAGCAAUGGAACAAAAAAUUUAGCUCUGGCACACAUGUUGUACUAGUUUUAACCGAUGACUGCAUAACAACCUUAGGAAUUACUGAUGCAACUCGGGUUGUUCAUUUCAGUUUUCCUGCAUCUCCAAGAAUUUUCGGUGCACGCUUAUACAGCUUAUCUGAUAACUUCCAAAACUCAGUUGGAAAGAUUUCGUCUCUGGAAAAAGAACAACCAAAUGCAAAAUCCAUCUUGCUGUUGACAGAAAAGAGUGCAUCCCAUGCUGUUGGAGUAAUGCAUUAUUUAAAACGCACAGAAGCCAAUAUUCCACCUGAAUUAUGCAACUUUACAUCUGGAGUGUUGGAGGCCAAAGAAGACAGAAAGAAAGGAAGACCUCUCUGUCGCUACCUUAAAGCAUACGGAGUUUGCAAGAAUAAGAAACGCUGUCCAGAUCGACAUCGAGUUAGUUUACAAAUAGAUAUGCUACAAAAGGUAACAAAUGAAACUUUGCCUGCAACUGGAAAUGUAACGAUCCUUCCUCUUUUUAUUGUGGAUGCCACAAAUUACUUUGGCCGCAUUGUCAGUAAACAGAAAGAUCCAUAUACAGCUCUUGCAGAUGAAAUGAAUGCAUACUAUAAAAAAGCUAAGAAUCUUGUCCCUGCUGACCCAUUGGAGAAGCUAGCAAUGUAUGGAUUACGUGAAGAAAACACUUUCCACAGGGUUCAGGUGCUUGAAGUACCACCCAAGGAAGAAAACUCUGUAUUUUAUAGCCUUCAUAUCAAGUAUAUAGAUGAAGGCAGAUUUGGUCAAGUUCAAAAUUAUAAAUUGCUUAACUUACCCGAACAAUUCCAAGCUUUGCCCCCUCAAGCAGUGGAAUUUAUUGUUUGUAGAGUUAAACCCAUUGAUAAUGAAAUGGAGUGGAAUCCAAAAGUUACGAGAUACAUUAAUCAGAUGAUCAGAGGGAAACCUCAUGAAGCAAAAAUAGUACUUGCUUUGGGAAACACAAUUUGGGUGGAUCCAGUGGUUUGUGUCACCAGACUUCUAGAUCUGAAAACGUCUAUUAAUGAAUACAAUAUUCGUUCUGAGAUCCUGUCUACUGGAAUGGGAAUUGACAACCCAGAACACAUCAGUGAACUCCAGAAGUUAUAUAGAGAUGCUGAAACGGUUCAAGAGGAAAAGGACUUACCUGUAUUGAUAGAUCCUCUGAAGUGUGGGGUGAGUGAGCAGGCUGCAUCUCCUUCACAAAGCAUCUUGGACCAGACUACUCUCAAUUCACAGGCCUCCAAAGAACAAGCCUUAUCCAAUGUGCAGAAUGAUGUGCAAGAGGGUGACGUUAUUACAAAUCAGAGUUUUUCUCAAGAAACUUUACAAAAUCACCAUGAUGAAAUGACUGCAGCUAAGAAAGCAGAUGAAUGUCUACAGCCAUCUCAUGAAUGUCCAACCACAGCAGUUAACCAGGUGCUCCCAAGAAGCUCACAAGAAGGGCCCAAUGGAGAAUGCCAUCCUCAGCUUUCCCAAGCACCUGCUGAUCGGAGCUUCUAUCCAUCAAUAAAAUGGUUUGAAAAGCAGGAUGUUGUUGUUCUGAAGAUAAAAUUACAAAAUAUUACCAGCUACGACUGCAGGUUUUUCUCCCAGAGGAUCAUUUUCAGUGCUUCCGUAGAAGACAGAUUUUAUUUGGCUGAUAUGGAGCUGCAGAAAAAUAUCAUCAAAGAAAAAUCAGCUUGUGACCUUAAGAAUGGUGAACCUGUGAUUACCCUUGCAAAAGAGAAGGCUGAACCUUGGUGCAACUUGCUGAAGCACAAAAAUCCCCACAUCUCCUUUGAUUUUGAUUACUUGGAUUAUUCUGAAGAAAGAAGUCCCUUUUCUACUGGUAAGCCACUAAUUACAUUUUGUGUAAACAUUCCUCUACAGUCAUAG